AUGCCUCCGCGCGCGCCGCCUGCGCCCGGGCCCCGGCCACCGCGGGCCGCCCACGCCACGGCCGCCACCGCGGGCGCGGGGCGAUCGGGGGGCGCGGGGGACGCCGGGGACCCCGGGCCCCGGUCACUCGCGCUGCGCCCCUGGCGCUGGCUGCUGCUGAUCGCGCUUCCCGCCGCCUGCUCUGCGCCGCCGCCGCCGCGCCCCGUCUACACCAACCACUGGGCAGUGCAAGUGCUGGGCGGCCCGGCGGCUGCCGACCGCGUGGCCGCGGCUCACGGCUACCUCAACUUGGGCCAGAUUGGAAACUUGGAAGACUACUAUCAUUUUUAUCAUAGCAAAACCUUUAAACGUUCAACUUUGAGUAGCAGAGGUCCUCACACCUUCCUCAGAAUGGACCCCCAGGUGAAAUGGAUCCAGCAACAAGAAGUGAAGCGGAGGGUGAAGAGACAGGCAAGGAGCGACCCUCAAGCCCUUUAUUUCAACGAUCCUAUUUGGUCCAACAUGUGGUACAUGCAUUGUGGUGACAAGCACAGUCGCUGCCGGUCAGAAAUGAAUGUCCAGGCAGCGUGGAAGCGGGGCUACACAGGAAAAAACGUGGUGGUCACUAUCCUUGAUGAUGGUAUAGAGAGGAAUCACCCGGACCUGGCCCCAAACUAUGAUUCUUACGCAAGCUAUGAUGUCAACGGAAAUGAUUACGACCCAUCGCCACGAUACGAUGCCAGCAAUGAAAACAAACAUGGCACUCGUUGUGCGGGAGAAGUUGCUGCCUCAGCCAACAACUCUUACUGCAUCGUGGGCAUAGCAUACAAUGCAAAAAUAGGAGGUAUCCGCAUGCUGGAUGGUGAUGUGACAGACGUGGUCGAAGCCAAGUCCCUGGGUAUCAAACCCAACUACAUCGACAUUUACAGUGCCAGCUGGGGGCCAGACGACGAUGGGAAGACCGUGGAUGGGCCCGGCCGGCUGGCCAAACAGGCAUUUGAGUACGGUAUUAAAAAGGGCCGGCAGGGCCUGGGCUCCAUUUUUGUCUGGGCCUCUGGGAAUGGUGGGAGAGAGGGAGACCAUUGCUCCUGUGAUGGCUACACCAACAGUAUCUACACCAUCUCCGUGAGCAGCACCACUGAGAAUGGUCACAAGCCUUGGUACCUGGAGGAGUGCACCUCCACUCUGGCUACCACCUACAGCAGUGGGGCCUUCUAUGAGCGAAAAAUCGUCACCACAGAUCUGCGUCAGCGCUGCACUGAUGGCCACACUGGGACCUCUGUCUCGGCUCCCAUGGUGGCGGGCAUCAUCGCCUUGGCUCUGGAAGCAAACAGCCAGUUAACUUGGAGGGAUGUCCAGCACCUGCUAGUGAAGACAUCCCGGCCAGCCCACCUGAAGACAAAUGACUGGAAGAUCAACGGUGCUGGGCAUAAAGUUAGCCAUCUCUAUGGAUUUGGCUUGGUGGAUGCAGAAGCUCUCGUCCUGGAGGCAAAGAAGUGGACCUCGGUGCCAUCCCAACACAUGUGUGUGGCCACCGUGGACAAGAGGCCCAGGAGCAUCCCGAUAGCACAGGUGCUUCGGACCACAGCCCUGACCAACGCCUGUGCUGACCACUCAGACCAGCACGUGAUCUACCUGGAGCACGUGGUGGUCCGCAUCUCCAUCUCACACCCUCGCCGGGGAGACCUUCAGAUCCACCUGAUUUCUCCCUCAGGAACCAAGUCUCAACUUCUGGCAAAGAGAUUGCUGGAUUUUUCUAAUGAGGGAUUUACAAACUGGGAAUUCAUGACUGUCCACUGUUGGGGAGAAAAGGCUGAAGGGGAAUGGAUCUUGGAAAUCCAAGACAUGCCAUCCCAGGUCCGCAACCCGGAAAAACAAGGGAAGCUGAAAGAGUGGGGCCUCAUCUUAUACGGUACAGCCGAGCACCCACAUCACACCUUCCUGAAGCCCGAGUUGCUGGAAGACGAAGAAGAUUACACAGGUGUGUGCCAUCCGGAGUGUGGUGACAAAGGCUGUGAUGGGCCCAAUGCAGAUCAAUGCUUGAACUGUGUCCACUUCAGCCUGGGGAACAUCAAAACCAGCAGGAAGUGUGUGAGCGUGUGCCCCUUAGGCUACUUUGGGGACACAACUGCAAGACGCUGUCGCCGGUGCCACAAGGGGUGUGAGACCUGCUCAGGCAGGAGCCCCACACAGUGUCUGUCUUGCCGUCGUGGGUUCUAUCACCACCAGGAGACGAACACCUGUGUGACCCAAUGUCCUGCCGGAUUUUACGCUGAUGACAGUCAGAAAAACUGCCUUACGUGCCACCCCAGCUGUAAGAAGUGUGUGGAUGACCCUGAGAUGUGUACUGUGUGUAAGGAAGGAUUCAGCCUUGCACGGGGCAGCUGCAUUCCAGACUGUGAGCCCGGCACCUACUUUGAUUCUGAACUGAUCAGAUGUGGAAAAUGCCAUCCUACCUGCCGCACCUGUGUGGGGCCCAGCAGAGAAGAAUGUAUUCACUGUGCAAAAAACUUCCACUUCCAAGACUGGAAAUGUGUGCCCACCUGUGGCGAGGGCUUCUACCCUGAGGAGAUGCCCGGCUUGCCCCACAAAGUGUGUCGAAGGUGUGAUGAGAACUGUUUGAGCUGCGAGGGCUCCAGCAGGAAUUGCAGCAGGUGUAAGACAGGCUUCACACAGCUGGGGACCUCCUGUAUCACCAACCAUACAUGCAGCAAUGCUGACGAGACCUUCUGCGAGAUGGUGAAGUCCAACCGGCUCUGUGAACGGAAGCUCUUCAUCCAGUUCUGCUGCCGCACGUGCCUCCUGGCCGGCUAGAGGCACCAGCUGCCUACAGAUGGCAGGGCUUCUCCUGUCCACCUAUCUGUCCAUCCACCUUCCUACAGACUGUCGGCCAGAGCCUGAUUCAGGGCCAGUGCCCUGCAUCUGACAGCUUUAUGUCCCCAUGAGCCAAGUACUUCUGCGCGUGCCUGGGCAUCCACACCAGGUGCAUGGUGGCCCUUAAGGACGUGCUCCUCACACAGCAUUACCCCUUCAAAUUCCGCUUGCUGGCUGCACAGUCUUCUGGCGAACUCAAAACGGGAACAAAAUGAAUUCCAUGAAUCCACAGCUCUGGCUUUGGAGCAGCUUCUAGGACACUAAGUUUACUGAAUCCUCAAGACCAAAGCAGAAAGAAAGGCACCUGGCAUCACAAAUGGUCCUCCUGUGCACUUGUGCAGUGGCAGGACCCUGGGCUGUGCCAUCCUCCCACGUGAUAAAGGGCCCAUUCCACCCACCUGGCACUGCGCAGCCUGGGGGACGGUUUGGUCAGACUGUAAGUAAAAUAGUUUUGGGGCCUAAGAUAUGAGAUCAUUGGGGAUGAAAUCUGGUUUCCUUGUAGCCAACAACCUGAAAACCUCAGUGGCAGAGGAUCCAAUACCAAACAGGCCAGAAGACUUGUCCUCUCCCUUCAGUGUUCUCCUUCCAAGGGAGCCAGGAGUCCUUGGGACUGUGUCUCUCUGAAUCCCCAGAGCCUGAACAGAACCUUCCAGGAGGGUCCGAAGGAGGCAUUCCACAACCAAGCAAUUCCUCCAAACAAAAUGGAAAGCCAGCUUACGAAUUAUUCUCAUCCCUUUGCAUUUUGCAGAAUUACUUUUUAAAAAGUACAUUUGGCCCCGUUCUUCAGGAGAUUCGGUCUCCAGGCAGAUGCUCCUGUGUCUGUGUAUAUUCAGAGCCUACAUGAUACAGCUGGAUUGAUUUCUGCCAAACCUGUGUAGGCCUUUUAUAAGCUACGUGUUCUAAUUUUUACCGACAUUAAUUAUUUUGACAAAUAUUUCAUAUAUUUUCAUUGAAAUGCACAGAUCUGCUUGAUUAGUUCCCUUUAAUGCGGGAAUAACAUUUGCCUUAAAUUUUUUCGACCUCAUCUCUGUCUGUGUUGUCCUGCACCCCCUCUUUGACUAUAAUGCAUCACCUUGUCACAUGUAAGCUGGCGUAAACCCAGCUGUUGUCUAUUGAAUCCACAACUCUGAGAAAGAAAUCAGUGAAACAAACACAAA
Messenger RNA from Castor canadensis (American beaver), 4010 nucleotides. It is a transcript of the gene Pcsk6, whose product is annotated as proprotein convertase subtilisin/kexin type 6. Gene Ontology annotation, molecular function: serine-type endopeptidase activity. Gene Ontology annotation, cellular component: cell surface; membrane. The record is from RefSeq and is a predicted model, not a curated record. NCBI's taxonomy places the organism in Eukaryota, Metazoa, Chordata, Mammalia, Rodentia, Castoridae. Gene Ontology annotation, biological process: peptide hormone processing.